AUGUCAGCAGGCGAACUGAAAGAGCUGAUCCCAUUUCUCCAUGAUGCAAACCCACAAGUGCGGCAGAUUGCUCUUGCCAAUCUGCUCGGACACACACCGAAAGGGUCUCCAAACCGCGAUAUUUUCUUUACUGGGCUGAGAAACAGUGGAUUGCAAGAAUCUCAAGAUAGCGACAUCAUCCGCGAUCUAAAGCUGCUAUGCCGAGACCAAUUAGCAACUGCUCACGACGCCUUUAGGGCAUUGGUGAAUCUAUCCGAUUAUUCUUUGCUCAUAGGGUCUCUGUCAGAACUUUCAUUUUUGAAUUUUCUUGUAUCCUACAUUCUCAACCCUCAAGCCAUCCUCGCCGAUCUUGCAUCGAUGUUAUUGUCCAACCUGACCGCGUCAAGUUCAACAUGUUCUGCGCUGCUUACAUUGACUGUAUCCAUACUUCCUGAUCCAACAUCGCCCACACUGUAUUUUCCUACCCAAUCGCAAUGCGGAACCUGUCCCGCUCCUGUACCAUAUCCAUCCGGGGGGGCGCAGAGUGUAGAGGCCCUUCCUCUUCUCCUAGAUGCUUUCAUUCAGGGUGCGACAGUCGAAGACACACAAGGCAAAGAGAAACGAACACGUAAAGGGAAUUUACAUUUCCUGUCCAGCGUUUUCGCAAAUUUAAGCACGACACUCACAGGCCGACUGUUCUUUCUCACACCGCGCCCGACUGAUCCCAUGAAGUCAGAAAUGACUGUAGAAUAUCCGUUGUCUAAGCUCCUCGUAUUUACCGAGCACAAUGAUAUCAUUCGACGUGGCGGUGUUGCAUCUGCGCUCAAAAACUGUGCAUUUUACGUGCAGGCCCACCGAGCACUCUUAUCUUCAGACACAGAACGCGCCAUCGUACCGCCAUCGACAAUCGCUGCGCCUGGAGUUGACAUUCUUCCGUAUGUAUUACUUCCAUUAGCAGGCCCGGAAGAGUUCGAUCUCGAAGAUCAAGAGCUGCUACCUGCAGCCCUACAAUUUCUUCCGUCUACCAAAACGCGCGAGCCCGAUCCUGUGCUACGAUUAACUCACAUUGAGACACUUCUCUUACUCUGUACUACACGAUGGGGUAGGGAGUAUCUCAGGAAGAAUGGUGUUUAUGAAAUAGUACGGGUACUACACGAAAAUGAACAGGUUGACAAGGCAAAGCGCCUGGUCAAUUUCUUGAAAAGAGAUGAAGGGACGGAGACAGAAGUAAACAAUAUUCAUACCCUGGAAGAACCUUCGGAUGAAGUGAAGGCGGAAGUCGAUGAUGAUGAUGAAGAUAGUAGAAUUGAAGAAAUAUAA
Fibroporia radiculosa is the source of this 1299-nucleotide messenger RNA. RefSeq lists its product as uncharacterized. The record is from RefSeq and is a predicted model, not a curated record. Lineage: Eukaryota; Fungi; Basidiomycota; Agaricomycetes; Polyporales; Fibroporiaceae. The coding region runs from base 1 to 1299 and encodes 432 amino acids. The transcript has 8 exons.